Molecule: messenger RNA, 1131 nt
Organism: Pocillopora meandrina
Lineage: Eukaryota; Metazoa; Cnidaria; Anthozoa; Scleractinia; Pocilloporidae
Source: the annotation of a GenBank genome assembly
AUGAAAAACGGAUCCAGGAACAUAUCGUGUGAUCAAGCGAAACUGAACAACAACCGAAACCACAACAACGAAUCGAUCAAAUCGACAUGCAACAGAGGGAUUUUUACAGAGAAGAAAUUACUCUACAACUCCGACGAAGUUGCACCCGAUUUCCAAGAAGCUUUCAUUCUUAGCGGGUAUCGGAAGCCUUACAGCAGCACCUGGGAAUGUUUACAAAGCCUUUUCUACGUUAACAAUGAGACUUUUAAUAUGUGGAGCCAUAUCGUGGUGUGUUUAUAUUUUGUCGUGCGGUACUCCGUGGUCUUGAUUGAGUUAGGAAGUUCGUCCUCGCCGAAACAAGAUUUUUAUUAUCCAAUGUUAUCAUCGGCUAUCGGGAGCGUCACUAUCUACGCGUUGAGUGCUACAGCUCAUACAUUUAACUCACGGUCGGAAAAGCUGCACAGAGUUUUCUACUUUUUUGAUUAUGCCGGUAUUAGCAUCUACACCUACACCUCCGGUCAAGUUAUGUUCUUCUACAAUCGACCCAUUCAAACUGGAUGGCGAAUUUUCGAAUCUGCAUUGUUUUACACAAUCAUCGGCGCCAGCUUAUCUUUUCUGGCAACUUUCUUUUGCUGCCAGAGUAAAGUUGGUUUACGAAAGCACGGCUCGGCAAUCCGCAUAAUUCCAGUGUUCGCUGGCUGGUUGAACACUGUAUUAUCUCUUGCAGUUGGCGUGACGAUGUGUAGCUGUCACGCUGUCACGACAUGUCAAUCUUUCAUCGCCUGUAAUGAGCUGUUAAUCACGUACUUUCGACGUCACUGCUUUUACUCAAUCGUGGGCGGGUUGAUUUAUGGAAGUAAACUUCCAGAACGACUCUUGCCAGGAAAAUUCGAUAUCAUAGGAAGCAGUCAUCAUUUUCUUCACAUUUUUGGCGCCCUCUCCACAGAAUACGCCUUUAAAAUUCUGCAAGUUGCCAUAGAAAGUCGUCAGGAUUCAAGAAACGAAGUUUUGGCGAAGUCACUGAUUGGUAUAUCGAUCUGGGAGACAUUGUUUCCUACGGUUGUAGUAUUUGUCGUUAACAUCGCCAUAGCUUCUUGCUUUGCAAAGUUGAUUUAUAAUUCCAAAGAUGAAAUAACCAUCAAGAAAAAAUGA